This is a messenger RNA of Mobula hypostoma (lesser devil ray), 924 nucleotides long. RefSeq names its product homeobox B13a (gene hoxb13a). NCBI's taxonomy places the organism in Eukaryota, Metazoa, Chordata, Chondrichthyes, Myliobatiformes, Myliobatidae. Bases 1 to 924 code for a protein of 307 amino acids. Gene Ontology annotation, biological process: regulation of transcription by RNA polymerase II. The transcript is spliced from 2 exons. The record is from RefSeq and is a predicted model, not a curated record. Gene Ontology annotation, molecular function: DNA-binding transcription factor activity, RNA polymerase II-specific; RNA polymerase II cis-regulatory region sequence-specific DNA binding.
AUGACAGUAUCACUGGUCUUUAAACCGCGCUGGGUCGACUCUGUGAUGUACCUGUAUGAAAACAAGUUGGAUGAGGUUAAUAAGAACAGCGGCGCGAUGGAAGGGUUCGUCAGUGCGGGGAAUUUCUCCGCGAACCAGUGCAGGAACCUGAUGGCCCAUUCUGCGCUCGGACCUCAUUCUUCCCCUUUGGUUCACGGCUCCGGCUACCCGGCAGUCGACAUCCCGGGCCCUGGGGUGGCGGAACCCGGCAAACAGUGCCCCCCUUGUCCAAUGCCCCAGGCCUCCAGCGCUCCUCCGUUGCCGUAUGGAUAUUUUGGCGGCGGUUACUACUCCUGUCGAACGGGUCGAAGCUCCAUCAAACCUUGCACCCAGCCCGCCGCGCUCUCCACGUACCCGGGGGACAAGUACAUGGACAGUCCUUUGCCUCCUGAUGAGUAUACAGGACGGCCGAAGGAAUUCACCUUCUACCAUGGCUACGCGAGUCCCUACCAGCCAAUGCCGAGUUACUUGGACGUCUCUGUCGUCCAGACGAUCAGCGGCGCGGGGGAGCCGAGGCACGAAGCCUUGCUUCCCGUGGACGGCUACCAGCCCUGGCAUCUGAACGGAUGGAACGGUCAGAUGUACUGUUCGAAGGAACCGGCGCAGCCGGGGCAUCUGUGGAAAUCCACGCUUACAGAUGUCUCUGUCCACCAGCAGGACGGCAGCUCCUUCCGCCGCGGGAGGAAGAAGAGGAUUCCUUACACCAAAGUCCAGCUGAGAGAACUGGAGAGGGAGUAUGCAACAAACAAGUUCAUCACGAAGGACAAGCGAAGGAAGAUCUCGGCCGCUACGAACCUGAGCGAACGGCAGAUCACCAUCUGGUUUCAGAACAGGAGGGUGAAGGAGAAGAAGGUCAUCGCCAAAGUAAAAUCUAACGCACCUUAA